AUUCAUUUCUCUCACUCUCACUCUGCAUUCAUUUGUACACUUAUACAACACCACCCUAACACAUCCCACGUGGCUCAUAAUGUACACCAUGUUGUUCCCAGCAUCGUCUCAUUAAACAUUAAACAGGGUCUAUUGUUUUAUAUUUGGAUCCCAGUGCCUCUUUUUGGUGUCAUCAUCAUUCUAAUCUAACCAAUAUACUGCUUUGCUUUGCCACCCUUCCUCUCUCAAGGCCUCUCCAUCAAUCACUUAACAGCUGCCUCCCACUUCCCGUACAUGUUGUUUCUCUCCUUUGUGGGAAUUCACCGUGUGUAGAUGCUAACACAUUUUUAAGGAGCAUCCUUCGUUAUUGUUUUGAGUUCUAUGUGGAAAGUGCUUUAACUAACCCAGCUGGGAAGCCUUGUCGGUUGUGUAGUUACACAACUUCUUCGUUGAAACCAACUUGUGUGUGUCUAUUGAGGCCCUGAGCUAGGCAAAACUGUUCAUUUGUCCAAAUCACCUCACCACUCUACUCUUCCAUUGGUGGAUCUUUUUCCUCUUUAAGAGGAAAUCAUUGGUUUGAUUUUCAGCUUUGCUCAUCUCUCUGCCAAAUUCCUAGACUUGGACCCUUCUGAUAUACAACCCCUCGGUUACAAUGCUUUACGUCCUCAUAUCUUUUGUCUCCUUUCUCAUCCUUUCCAAGUCCUUCGCCAAUAAGCCUCUCUCGUCAGGGGAGAGUGGGACCAAAAUUGGGUCAACUGGGUUUUGGGGAUGCCUUUCAAGUUGGCUACUUUCUAGUCUCAGAAAAGGAAGCACAAGCACCCCUUGUAGUUUUUUUCGGGUUUCUCUUGCCCUGUCACUGAAAAAUAACAGUUUAGUGUCGAAGGUGGAGAAUGAGGAAGAGGAGGGGAAGGUUUCUCUCUUGGAUUUGCCUGAUUUACCACUGGAGUGUAUCCUUGGGCACCUUUCACCUGCUGAAUUAUGUAGUGUGGCAGCAGUGUGCACAUCUCUUAGGGAUUCAAGUAGAAGUGAUCAUUUAUGGAAGAAACACAUGGAAAGGAAAUGGGGCGAAGUGUUUGGUGAUGCUGCUUAUAGACAAUGGAAAUGUCAUGUAGCUUCCAAGACCAGAGAGAAGAUCUCAAACCAGAAAAAUCAGAAAGGAAUAUUUGCUUUCCUUCAUGGUGAUUUUCGCCCCUUGUUUUGGAUGAAAAUAAAAUCAGAAAAGGGAACACAGUCAAGUAGCUCAUUACCGGAAGAUUCAUUCAUGGCUCUGUAUCUUUCUCUUGAGAGUGGCAAGUUUUGGUUCCCAGCUCAAGUCUACAACCGCGAGAACGGUCAUGCUGGGUUCAUGCUCUCAUGUUAUGAUGCCCAACUUUGCUAUGACUCUCGAUCUGACACUUUUCUGGCAAGGUAUUCACCUCAUGGGAGAUGGACAACUGAGGAAAACAUAAGAUGGGACCGACUCAGAGUGCCACCAAUUGCCUCUUCUCCACAUGCUCUUCACAUCUCUGACUGUUUGGAUGACUUGAGACCUGGAGAUCACAUUGAGAUCCAGUGGAGAAGAAACAAAGAGUUCCCUUAUGGUUGGUGGUAUGGUGUUAUUGGUCAUUUGGAACAAUGUCAAGGGCAUGGGAACCAUUGCCAUUGUCACUAUAAUGAUAUGGUGAUUUUGGAGUUCACACAGUACAGUGCUGGAUCCAAAUGGAGACAAACCAUGAUAGAUAGGAAGCAUCAUAUAGAAAAAGGAAAUGAAAUAGAUGGCUUUUAUGGAGGAAUCAGGAAGCUGCAUAGCAAUGAAGAAAUUACAAGGUGGAAGAAACUCUGGCCAACCAAAACUGUGGUACAUGAUUGAUUCAUAACUUAGAAUUUUGUAAAUUAAGCGAUUACCCUUUCUAAAUUGUGAAGGAUUAGAUUGUCACAGAACGAUGUCAUUCCUAACAAUAGGUAUAAAGUUGGAAAGAAACAGUACAGUUACCCUUUCAGAGACUGUAACAAGUGUACCACGAUAUAAAACUUAGUGUAUGAAAACGAAGGCUGUUUUACA
Molecule: messenger RNA, 2020 nt
Organism: Vigna umbellata (rice bean)
Lineage: Eukaryota; Viridiplantae; Streptophyta; Magnoliopsida; Fabales; Fabaceae
Product: F-box protein At2g26850-like
Molecular function (GO): protein binding
Source: RefSeq, a predicted model, not a curated record